AUGUACAUUUAUAUCGUUUUUGAUAUCUUUUAUAGAGACUCCAAUCUUAUUACCCAUUUGUAAAAUCUACUCAGAAAGCUCAAUUUAAUUGAGCUGCUCAACUAUAUGCACCUUAAAGGUUUAACCAGCAUAUCUUAUUCUACCUGAUCUUAAUUAUUUAUAUGCGUUGGACGUCCUAUGCUAGGCAACUUACCACAGCUACCUGAUUUGAAGUUAGAAGUUUCUUAGAAGUUUAUUAAACAUUUUGGUUUCAAAGAGGGUAAUCGCGAAAUUAAGAUACUAAUAAUAAUGCUUCACUUGGUUAAACAAGACUUUAUAAUCAAAAUAUGCAAGUUUUGUAUUUUUCUUUGAGAGAACAGAAAUUUUGAGCGUCGCCAUAUUUUAAUUAUUCUAGCCAGCUUAUCUGUUUAUGCGAUUCAUUCUGAUUGCUAUAAAGUAAUCAUAACAUAGUGUAUCUUUGUUGCAAAAGAUCGCCCGCCACUCCCCUCAGUUUACAUUCCUCUUAUCAAUGACUACAAACUAUGAGAAGAGCCUAUGAUUGAUGACAUUUCAACUCUGAGUGCUGUCAGAGUGUGCAUAAAACACUUAAUGAUGGCUGAGCAGGAUUGUUUAAUAUUUUGUAUUUGCAACUCCCUAGAGAAAUGGCUCAAUUACCAGCUUGAGUCUAGAGUAAAGCUCUUUAAAAUUGGUGAAGAUAAAGUGGAUGGUUUCAAUUGUAUUAUGAAUUCUCCAAUUGAAAUUAAGAAUUUAUUCAGAAAUAUUCUCAAUACUUUUGCUCUAACAAUUUACCGAGGAAAUUUUGUUCUAUCACAAGAAGGAGAUCAAGAAAAUUAUGAAAUCCCAAUUCAGUUAUCACCUCAGCAUAUUUUAACGAAUAAAGCUAUUGAAGUGCAAAAUAUCGAAUUUUUCGCGGAAAAUAUUGUUUAUGCUGAAACAAUAAGCUUGGCGUACAUAUACGGAUCUUCAUGAAUUAUCUCUUCUGUUUCUGGAGAGCUAGCAGGGUUGUGUGAAUAUUUAAGAAACGAAGAUUUAGCUUUUAUUUGCAGCUCGAUUUUUGAUAUUGAUACACAAUGUAUGUCAUUUUUACCUUGCUAUUAUGCAUUGUUCCCUGGACAUGAUACACCCUCUUCAUUUUUGGUAAAAAAAGUAAUAACACAAGAGCAAGUUUCCCCAAUAAUUUUUCCAAAUAUAAAUAUUAUUGAGCAUCAGUCAAGCUUAGUUGGAUUCGUCAAGUCAAAAUUUUUAAGUAGCCUAUACACUCCUUAUAUGAUUGAUGGAGGACUGCACCAAUACUUAACUUCAAAAGCACUGCAAGGCAAAGAAGGUCCACUUCCUAUUCCUCAAAUACCAAACUCCACUCCAAAGUUUGGAGCUGCAAUUCUUCAAGGUGGAGAAAAAUCAAAAAGGACAACCAAGAGAGCUCUUGAAGGAAUUGCAAAUUCACUAAAUCCACCUCCGUGAGCAAAUAAAAUGAUUGAAACCAUAUUUUUUGGGUAAAAAAGACUUCUCGAGCGAACAAAAAAAUUUUUUACGAAAAAAAUAUUUAACAUAUAUUAGUGAUAAUUAUGUAAUAAAAUCUCUAGUUAAAUCUGAUGAAUUUUAAACAAUUUAGAUUUUAGAGCAUAAAUUUAGGCAAAUUACAUUAAUUUCCGCUUUCAAAUUUUUGUAAAUCAGGAUUUUUUUUAAAAAAAUUUUGAAUAAAAUAUAUGUGCUAUUUAACCCCCCUUUAACGAUCAAUUUUUUUUUGUUCGCCAUAGAGGGGAAUAGUAAGAAAAAAAAAGAAAUGCUAA
Messenger RNA from Blepharisma stoltei, 1790 nucleotides. The record is from the annotation of a GenBank genome assembly. Lineage: Eukaryota; Ciliophora; Heterotrichea; Heterotrichida; Blepharismidae.